AAUAAAUAGGACACAAUGUCCCCUGGUGGCAGGACAUGAAAUGUGAAGUGCUCCUCUUCCUUGGGAGAUGUGUGUCCCAGCCCCCUGUUACACAACACAUCUUUGAGGGGGCAACUUGCAGCAGCCUCCCUGACAUCAGUGUGCUGUGUGGUGGUCUGCUAUCUUCAGCCAUGUCUGCACAGUUGCUGGUCGUUCUGCUAGCCUUCACCGCGCUGUGUGCUGCAUCGUCUGAACCUGACUGCAAAGAUCUGGUGAAACCUCUGCUUCUGGAUGACCACAGCCCCGUCUUCGGGAAAUGGGUCCUCCAUGUGGGCUCAUGGGACGAGCCGGGCCUGAAGAGCGACCUGGUAGUAGUGAAUACCUCGUGGAUAGAACUGUCUCCAUCCUCACAGACCGGGGUCAUCUCCCUCUACUGGGCUGACCGCCUGACUGAUGAUAAAUGUCUUCAGGGAUCAGCUGAUGUUACCGUCACGGGAAUGACCAGUCAUGCCACCUUCAACAUCAACAACCACACUUCCUAUCAUGAGGGCAAAUACUACGAGACCUGCGCCGACUGCCUCUUUUCCGAGGACACCACCCUCCUGCCGGACGGCAAAUCUUUGGGCCGUUACCUUUUCCUCUUUACCCGAACUGGUCAACUAGAGCCAUCCGAGUUGGAGACCUUCAAGAAGCAGGCGGCCUGUCUUAAUUUCCCUGCUGAGUACUACUUCAUGGGCACAAAUCUGUGCCCCGACAGCAGGAAGACUGAGCCUCCCGCCUCUACAAACUAGAACGGGAAACAUCCACACGCAGACAAACAUGCCAUACUAACAUACUAAAUGUUCAAUUGUGAUCUUGUGCUAGGAAAUAACACUUAGAGCAAGUAAAAAUGGAAUCAUUGGAAGCUUUCAUGGCUGACACAUUCAUCUGUACAACAUUGGUACAAUCAUUUUAGGUAGAAAACAUUAGAUCUAAGUGAAUAUACAAAAUAAAACAUUAUUCACUCCU
Molecule: messenger RNA, 987 nt
Organism: Dunckerocampus dactyliophorus (ringed pipefish)
Lineage: Eukaryota; Metazoa; Chordata; Actinopteri; Syngnathiformes; Syngnathidae
Exons: 6
Coding region: 36-770 (244 amino acids)
Source: RefSeq, a predicted model, not a curated record